AUGGCUUUCCAGCCAAACUUCGACACAACGCCCCCGUCCUACGUCGCUCCUCGUCCGUGGUGGUCACGACCAAUGAUGACUAUUCCCCCACCUAGUGAACGUAAAGCCACUGGCAAGGAAUGUGCGGCUAUGUGGUCACCCUGUUGCGGCGGCUUAUUCACCGUUGUCGUCGUGUUCUUAAUCUUUUUGUUCAUCGACAAAGCUCACUUCCAUGCCAAAAUCUCCCUCCAGUCCCUCGCCGUCUCAUCCGCAACGUGGCAAGGCGAUUUUCUCGUGAAAAAUCCGAGCUCGAGAUAUUCUAUCUACUACGACGGCGAUGGGGCUGCCGUGAGGCUAGCUUCUCAAAACGUUGCCGUUUUAAACAUCACUAGUCAACCUGUUUCUAAAGAUCACACUGCUUUCUCGUUGUUUUUCGUUGCUGAGGGAAAUCGAAGUGACAUCAUUUCAGGGGAGUUUGUCGUCAAACUCGGGGCGAAGCAUAAGCGUUACGUGAAUUAUGAUAAAGCUGGACAUUUUAAUAUACGUUGCAAAAAUGUGGCUCGAGGCCGUGGGAGGAUUAUAUGUGAAUCCUCUUUUACACAUUUUAAGUUGUUUUCUUUACUAGGAGAACAAAACCCGAAUUACGGAAUUAGAUAUAUCGAUUAG
This is a messenger RNA of Raphanus sativus (radish), 645 nucleotides long. RefSeq lists its product as uncharacterized. Bases 1 to 645 code for a protein of 214 amino acids. The transcript has a single exon. NCBI's taxonomy places the organism in Eukaryota, Viridiplantae, Streptophyta, Magnoliopsida, Brassicales, Brassicaceae. The record is from RefSeq and is a predicted model, not a curated record. Gene Ontology annotation, biological process: defense response to other organism.